UUAGUGCGCUUACUUGAGUCAGAUACUGAAGCUUAUGUAAGCAGUUUAUCUUUAUCAGGUUGGCUUGAACUGGAAGCUUGAAGUCGCUCUUGCCCCACGUCCUCUUCGUACCUUCAUUGACGUUGAAGUUCAAACUAUCAAUCCUGCUUUAACCUCCCAUUCAUUUGUACUCUUACAUGUCUACUCCGCCAAAUAGACCAAAUGCUUCACAACCUGUGAAUAUAACGAGCCCGAGACUCCGACCUACAGAAUAUGCAUCAGGUGGUUCUCCCCGCCCAUCCUUUCAGAUAUCUGGGUCACCAAGUGCUCGAAUAUUACGAUCUCAGUAUACCGGAACUCCUCCGCUGCCAAAUAUUCCAAGUCGUUCCACUCCAAUAGGCACACCGCGGGGAACAGGACUGGUAUUAUCUUCAGGCGAGGGAUCCCGUCGGGGAGGAAUCACUCCGAGGCGUCCUGAUACGCCCGUCAGUGGUAUCGACACUACGAAUUUUCUUGAUGAGUUGACAGACGAAGACAAGGCGAAGAUCCUGCGUAGACAUUUGGUCUCGCCAGGUGAACGAAAUCCGCCAGAGGGCAGCUCCCCACGCGGCUCCAUGAGCGCAGGCUCUGACUCUGGAGCCGUCUCCAAACGUCCGUCUGCGGUGCAUUUACGCUCUCAAAGUCAGGCGUCAGAGGCAUUUCCAGUACCAUAUCAUGCACCAGGUGCAGACGUGACUCAUAGUCUGUAUAAAUGGGAAGCAGACAAGCGUCGAGCAGCCACUAGACCACGAGCAUCAUCCUUUGCUGGUUCCACGGCCUCCGCACCUCAUCCUGCCUUUGAGCACAUCCAUGAGCCAGGUGGAUUCCGCCGCAACUAUGUACUGCUGCGCGCAAAGGAAAGAGGUGAUGAGAAACCCCCAAUGCUUAGAAGCUUCAUAGAAUUUCUCUAUCUAUUUGGACACUUUGCUGGAGAAGACCUAGAAGAGGAAGAAGAGGGAGAGGAAGAACGCCUUACUUCCGAAGAGGAGGAUGAAGAGGUCACUGCCGUGGAACGUCGUCCUUAUGCCGGCACUUCUCUCUUGUCUCAAGCAGAGGCAGGUACUCAGCAACCAUCACUAACAUUAGACAUACCCAAGAUCGAUGAGCUGCACAAAGCGACAGAACGCUCACCACUGUUACCAUCCGCUGCGUCGAAGUCGCGAUCCAGGUCGCGCAGGAGACGGAUGAGCGUAGGUCCUCACGGUGAUGCUACCGUUACGCAAGCAGUUCUCAUGCUUCUGAAAUCAUUUGUUGGUACAGGCGUGCUAUUUUUGGGCAAAGCGUUUUUCAAUGGUGGAAUAUUGUUUUCGAGUUUCAUCCUAGUAUUCAUCGCUUUGAUAUCUCUAUACUCGUUCCUGUUAUUGGUGAAGACCAAGUUCGUCGUGUCAGGCAGUUUUGGAGAUAUGGGUGGCACCCUCUACGGCCCAUGGAUGCGCUAUGCGAUCCUCACCUCAAUUACAGUCUCGCAAAUUGGCUUUGUAUCCGCCUACAUCAUCUUCGUUUCUGAGAACUUGCAAGCCUUCGUCCUUGCCAUUACGAAUUGCGCCAAACUGCUGGGUAUCCAGUAUUUUAUCCUCCUGCAAAUGAUCAUCUUCCUACCUCUCGCGCUCAUUCGCAACCUUGCGAAGUUGAGCACAACAGCACUCGUGGCCGAUGCAUUCAUUCUGGCAGGCCUGAUCUAUAUUUUUGGAAGUGAAGCUGGCAUCAUGGCAGAACGAGGCCCUGCGCACGUUGAAUUGUUCAACUCGAAGGAGUGGCCUUUGUUGAUCGGGACUGCCGUCUUCUCUUUUGAAGGCAUUGGUUUGGUUAUUCCCAUCACGGAUGCCAUGAAAGAACCUCGCAAGUUCCCUGCAGUUCUUUCUGCUGUCAUGUUGUUCUUGAUGGUCCUCUUCUGCGGCGCUGGUGUCAUGUCAUACUUGACGUUUGGCGCAGAUGUCCAAACUGUUGUGAUCGUCAACUUGGACACCACAAGCAAGUUCACUCAAGCUGUCCAAUUCUUGUACUCUUUGGCUAUUCUGCUAUCUGUUCCUCUGCAACUCUUUCCGGCUGUUCGCAUCGUGGAGAACGGUUUGUUCAAACGCAGCGGGAAGAUGGACACCAAAGUCAAGUGGCAGAAGAACUUCUUCCGAUUCCUCGCGGUGACGCUAUGCGCGGGACUCAGCUGGGCCGGCGCAGCCGAUUUGGACAAGUUUGUGUCUUUCGUCGGCAGCUUUGCUUGCGUCCCGCUUUGCUACGUCUACCCGGCCAUGUUGCACUACAAGGCCUGUGCACGUACUCGCAAGCAGAAGGUUGCAGAUAUUGCUCUAAUGGUGUUUGGCAUGUUGGCCGCUACAUAUACAUCCGCCAUGACUAUCCGGGUGUGUACUUCCGCAUCUUCUCACUCAAUUAACUCUCAAUUGAAUCCUUCUCUACUGUAGCUGAUGCUCACACCUGAACCUGCGGGACCUCCCGUUCUUGGACUGUGCGAGAAGUCACCGACCGAACACCUGUUCUUGCAUUAACAUUCGACUUUCGCAUGCUCUAUUCUAGUCUUCGGGCAUCUAGGACAUAUUUCAUAGGAUUUGCUUCCGCGCACACUCAUACCUUGGCAUCCAUAUAAUUGUUUCAUGCAUGUAUAACCUCAUUCGGCAUACUUUACUCACUGUAUAUGGUAUCAUUAGCUGUUGCUUAGAACAUAUGAAGCUGUCUAGCGAUCGUUUUCGAUGAUCCCGAGGCGGUUCUGCGUUCAUGUUGCACAUCGCCUUGUUGUCAACCGGCGAUAGAACGAGUGCAAAACCCCGAGUAUUGUUCUAUUUCUGGU
Somion occarium is the source of this 2818-nucleotide messenger RNA. The record is from the annotation of a GenBank genome assembly. NCBI's taxonomy places the organism in Eukaryota, Fungi, Basidiomycota, Agaricomycetes, Polyporales, Cerrenaceae.